GUUCCCCCUUUUAUGGUUAGACACAGAGGUAUAUUGUUAUGUGAUUUAAAGAAACGAUUCACCAUUACAGCAAGGAAGGAUUGAGCAUAAUAAAUGUCGGGGGCUGCCCAUUUUUCCUUCAGUUCAGUCCAGUCUAAUCUAAAAUCUUGGUCUCCAGAACCACCUCUGACAAGCUUCCCUGCUUUCCUGUGAGAAUAGGCAGCCGCCGUCACCGAGGAGUCGAGGGAGUUCAGGAGAUCAGAGGCGAGGCAGCAGUUGCCUCUCUUGUGGGAAACCAGAUGACCUUCUUCAAAGUGAUAAUGUAAACAGCUAGUAACUGCUGGAACCGUGGGAGUUUGAAGCAAAACCUGAGGACGUCUCCUGCAGGAUAAGUUCCAAAGGGAACAGCGCCAUCCCAGAAGGAAGAGUAGGAAGCGAAGACAUGAGCCUGGUGGACGUGAGACAGGCGGCGGGGUCCCUCACCCUGUCCCUGUCCGGCAACGACCCCAAGGAGGGCUACUGCGACCCCGAGGGCCUCCGCAGCAAGAGCAUGUCGCCUGACCUGCGGCAGGACUUCAACAUGAUGGAGCAAAAGAAGCGGGUCACGCAGAUCUUGCAGAGUCCAGUGUUUAAAGAUGAGUUGGAAGGCCUGAUCCAGGAUCAGAUGACGAAGGGCAACAACCCUACGGGUCUUCUGGCUCUGAGGCAGAUUGCUGACCUGGUCAUGGCCAGCACCUUGGGGGGGGCCGGCCCCCUCACUUCGCCCAUCAGCAUCGGGAUGGUGACUCCGGUCAAUGACCUGUUCGGUGUCGAGUCCCCUUCCUUUGCCAAAGGGGAGAAACAGAGUCGCUGCAGACUGGCCAGCCUCUACCGGCUCGUUGACCUCUUCAGCUGGGCUCGUUUUACAAGCUCCUACAAUACGGUCCGUGUCAGUAAAGAGCAGGACCACGUUCUCAUUAGUCCACGAGGUCUGUCUUUCACCGAGGUCACGGCAGCAAAUUUGGUAAAAGUAAACAUCAUUGGUGAGGUGGUGGAGCAGGGUUCCACGGAUCUGGGCAUCGACCUCUUCGGGUUUGCUCCUCAUGCCGCCAUCUACUCCAUGCGCCCGGACGUGAGAUGUAUCAUCCACAUACAUACCCCGGCUACAGCUGCCGUGUCCUCGAUGAAAUGUGGAAUCCUGCCCAUUUCCCGGGAGGCUUUGCUUCUAGGAGACGUGAGCUGCUGCGGUUACCAUGGCAGCCUGGAUAAUAAAGAGGAGAAGGUGGAGUUUCAGAAGGCUCUGGGCCCUACUGCCAAGGUGAUGAUCCUGAGGAACCACGGGCUGCUCGCUUUGGGAGAAACCGUAGAAGAGGCUUUUCACUACGUGUACCACUCACAGCAAGCGUGUGAAAUCCAGGUGAACGCUCUGGGGUGUUGUGGCGGCGUGGACAACCUCCUGCUCCUGGACCGAGAGAAGUUUAAACCCCCGACUCGGGGAGUGGCCGCCGCCGGGUCGGUGCUGGACAAUGAGGUCAAGUGGAAAGUGGGCGAGGCCGAGCUCGAGUCCCUGAUGAGGAUGCUGGACAACCUGGGAUACAGAACAGGCUACACUUACAGACACCCCAUCGUCCGCGAAAAGCCCCGCAGCACCAACGACGUGGAGAUCCCUGCCACGGUGUCCGCCGUGUCACCGGAGGACGGCGAGCUGGGUCUGCGAAGCCCCUUCAAGUUCAUGGCGCAGAAGCAGCAAAGAGAAAGGACCCGGUGGCUCAACUCCCCCAACAGCUACUUGAGGGUCAAUGUUCCCGAACAUUCGCCCAGUGGGGAGGUCAGCCCCCGGACCAAGACCACGUGGAUGAAGUCUUUGGAGCCAGGCAAUAGCAUCGGCACACCCAUAAAGAUUGAGGACCCCAACCAGUUUGUCCCGCUCAACACUGAUCCCACGGAGGUCGUGGAUAAGAGGAAGCGGAUUAAAGAACAGCACAGAGGUGACCUGAUGACUGCUGGACCAAAAUCCCAGCUGCUAUCUGGCAUCGUCGUGGACACCAUAAAAGGCCCAGCUUUCAUCAUUGAGGACGAGGAGCAGACUCGCUCCCUCCCCCCGAACCCUUUCAAUGAGCUCACGGAGAGAGUGCUGGAGGAAUACAAGAGCUUGGUAGAACGAAAGCAGCAAGGCCAAGAAGAAGACGGCGAUGCCACGGACGCAGAUGAGAUGACCACAUUUGACGGCUCCACCAUCUCCCUUUCCCUCUCUCCCUUAAUGACACCAACCAAACAAGACACAAUACUCAAUGGGAAAGACCACUUGGACGAGACGGACGAGGACCUGAGCAUCGAGGUGUCCAAGCUGAGCCUGAGCACUUCGGAGACGGUCGACAUCUCGAUCACGUCCAACGAGAAGACGCCCGAGAGCCAGACCAAGUCGCCGGUGAAGAAGAAGAAGAAGUUCCGCGCACCUUCCUUCUUGAAAAAGAGCAAGAAGAAGAAGGACGAGAAAGAAAAAAACGAGGCCUGAGGUCAUUCACUGUAAAAGAAGAAGGAAAAAAAA
Molecule: messenger RNA, 2506 nt
Organism: Gasterosteus aculeatus aculeatus (three-spined stickleback)
Lineage: Eukaryota; Metazoa; Chordata; Actinopteri; Perciformes; Gasterosteidae
Product: gamma-adducin
Biological process (GO): barbed-end actin filament capping
Cellular component (GO): postsynaptic density; cytoskeleton; plasma membrane
Molecular function (GO): actin filament binding
Source: RefSeq, a predicted model, not a curated record